This is a messenger RNA of Suricata suricatta (meerkat), 2940 nucleotides long. It is a transcript of the gene KIF6, whose product is annotated as kinesin family member 6. The record is from RefSeq and is a predicted model, not a curated record. Gene Ontology annotation, biological process: microtubule-based movement. Bases 1 to 2508 code for a protein of 835 amino acids. The transcript has 23 exons. NCBI's taxonomy places the organism in Eukaryota, Metazoa, Chordata, Mammalia, Carnivora, Herpestidae. Gene Ontology annotation, molecular function: microtubule motor activity; ATP binding; microtubule binding.
AUGGUGAAGCAGACCAUCCAGAUUUUCGCGAGGGUGAAGCCCACUGUCCGGAAGCAGCAACAAGGGAUUUAUUCCAUAGACGAAGAUGAAAAAUUAACACCUAGCUUGGAAAUUAUUGUACCUCGUGAUUUGGCAGAUGGAUUUGUGAAUAAUAAGCGAGAAAGCUACAAAUUUAAGUUUCAGAGGAUUUUUGAUCAGGGUGCAAACCAAGAGAUGAUUUUUGAAAACAUUGCCAAACCAGUUGCCGAGAGUGUCUUGGCAGGUUACAAUGGAACCAUCUUUGCCUAUGGGCAGACAGGCAGUGGUAAGACCUUCACCAUUACUGGCGGCGCAGAACGCUACAGUGACAGAGGCAUUAUCCCAAGGACACUGUCAUAUGUUUUUGAGCAAUUACAAAAGGACAGCAGCACAAUAUAUACAACGCACAUUUCCUAUUUGGAAAUCUACAAUGAAUGUGGUUAUGAUCUAUUGGAUCCAAGACAUGAAGCCUCCAGUUUGGAAGACUUGCCGAAAGUGACAAUAUUGGAGGACGCUGACCAGAACAUUCACCUGAAAAACCUGUCUCUCCAUCAGGCAGCAACAGAAGAGGAAGCUCUGAAUCUGCUUUUCUUAGGAGACACCAACAGAAUGAUUGCAGAGACUCCAAUGAACCAAGCUUCAACUCGUUCCCACUGCAUUUUUACUAUUCACUUAUCAAGCAAGAAGCCAGGAUCUGUGACUGUCCGCCAUGCCAAACUUCACUUGGUUGAUCUGGCUGGUUCGGAGCGAGUUGCGAAGACUGGAGUGGGAGGCCUACUUCUGACAGAGGCCAAGUAUAUCAACUUGUCCCUUCAUUACUUAGAGCAGGUGAUCAUUGCUCUUUCAGAAAAACACCGUUCCCACAUUCCCUACAGGAACUCCAUGAUGACCAGUGUCCUAAGAGACAGUCUUGGAGGGAACUGCAUGACGACCAUGAUUGCAACACUCUCUUUAGAGAAAAGGAAUAUUGACGAGUCUAUAUCUACAUGCAGAUUUGCACAACGAGUGGCUCUCAUAAAGAAUGAGGCUGUUCUCAAUGAAGAAAUAGAUCCUAGAUUGAUGAUUAUACGCCUACAAAAAGAAAUCCAGGAGCUGAAGGAUGAACUGGCCAUUGUCACUGGGGAGCAGAGGACAGAGGUGCUCACAGACGCGGAGCUCCUUCAGCUGGAAAAACUAAUAACCUCCUUUCUGGAAGACCAAGAUCCGGAGAGUAGACUAGAGGUUGGCACUGAUAUGCGUAAAAUUCAUCACUGUUUCCAUUAUUUAAAGAAACUAUGGAAUGACAAGAUCCAUGUAAAAAGCACAGUCUCUUCAGAAGUCAAAGAUCAAGACUGCCAAGAACCACUAAAAGAGGAAGAAUAUAAAAAGCUAAGAGACCUUCUACAGCAGAGGGAUAAUGAAAUCAAUAUUCUGGUCAAUAUGCUAAAGAAGGAAAAGAAGAAAGCUCAGGAUGCUCUCCACUCAUCCGGCAUGGACAGAAGUGAACGUGGACACUCACAGAACCCGCCGUCUCUGCCUGGGAACCCAGAAGGUCUGAGGACUCUGCCUUCCUCAGCUCCCACACAGGCCCAGGAUGUCAGCACUUCUGAGUAUAAAUCCAGUUUGCUCCAAAGAAAAACAGGGACAAGAGAGGAAAUGUCAUUAGGACGACAAGAGGCUUUUGAAAUCUUCAAGAGGGACCAUGCUGACAGCGUUACCAUCGAAGACAACAAGCAGAUUUUGAAGCAGAGAUUUUCUGAAGCAAAGGCCCUGGGAGAAAGUAUAAAUGAAACAAGAAGUAAAAUUGGUCGCCUGAAGGAAGAAAUCACCCAGCACCAUAUGCAGCAAGUAGCUCUAGGUAUCUCAGAAAAUGUAGCCAUGCCUUCGAUGCCAGACUUGGUGGAAGAGAAGCUUCGAUCACAACUGGAGGAAGAAAAGAGAAGGUAUAAAAUGAUGUUCACACGCCUGAAGGCCCUGAAGGUGGAGAUCGAGCACUUGCAGUUGCUCAUGGACAAAGCCAAGGUGAAGUUGCAGAAAGAGUUUGAAGCCUGGUGGACCGAGGAAGCCACCAGCCUGCAGGUAAAUUCUCCAGCAGUGAAUUCACGCAAUCAAAUGAAGCCCUUUCCCCAGACACCUGAGUCCCAGCGUGAAAGGCCUCAGCUUCUCUGUAACCAAAGUGAUGCGAAUGCCAGGAAGAUCUUGCCCUCACCUUGCCCCGUCCUGCCCAGCCGGGAGCCCGGCAGCACCAGCGCCUCCCUGGAAGGCAGCGUCCCUGAGAAGCCAGCGUCAUCUGUCCCUCUCACUGGGGACAGCCAGAUUGACUCCGACAUCCUGGCAUUCAUCAAGGCCAGACAGAGCAUUCUGCAGAAGAAAUGUUUCCACUUCCUACCAGCCCGCUGUCUGCCCCACCCCCUGGUGUGGGAGCCCAGGGAUGGCUGGGGCAAGCCAGGCAGGACAUUGGAGCCAAAGACAAAGCAGCGGAAAGCAAAGCAUCCUGAUGGCCAGUCCUGAUCUCCCAAACCACACCUUCCGCAAUCACCCUCACAGCCCAUAUGACCCAUAGGCAGCAACUUAAUGAGCGGUAUUUAUGGGGAAUCACCUACCCUGCAGAAUCCAAGGACAUCAUUGCACCCUGGGAGCCAUGGAUGGCUCUGCAGAGAGCUUGGGAGGGGCAGUGUGUGACCUUGGGCCUCACACCCUCACCCAGCCUCGUGGGGCUCUGCAGGAUCUGGGCCAAAAUUUCCCCCUCCCACCAGGAAAACAGAGCUGCUGGGGGCUUGCCUCAGUGAGCCCUUGCAGCAUUCCGGGGCUUGGCUGCAUGAUACAACAGUAGGCCCUGGAGGGCAGUGGCAGCAAGGUCCCAAGCCAGCAGUAGGUGGGGAGGGGUGUGGAGUGGGGAGAGGAAGGGCAUCUGAAAUGAAACUAAUUGAAUAAAGGUGUUUG